UAAGUUGGUUGCGGCUGCGAUGCGAAUUCUUUAGGGUCGGCAGACGGCGACGGCGACGGCGACGGUGACGAGGGCGAACUCCUCUUCCUCUGCGUCUUUCUCGACACGGAGACGAUUGUUUGAAGGAGAAGAUUUCCGGAUCUGUUCUUUUUUCGUUCUCGAGAUCUCAUAACGGUUAAGGGAAGCAUUUAGUAGGAGGAUCAUUAUGGCAUCAAGACGACAUGUACAAUACUCCCCUCUUUCUGCAGAUGACAUAGAUGAAGAUCAUGGAAUGCUGGGGGAAGGAGACCUUCGCUUUGCCUACAAUCCCAAGGCUCUCGAUAGAGUUCCAUGGAAGUCAAUUGCCCUAGCAAUAUUUCUUCUUGCUCUGGGGACACUUCUCCUUAUUCUAUCAUUCUUCAUUUUUACAGGCCAUAUGGAGGGUGAGCAAUCCCAAGCAUAUGGCCUCUUGAUGCUUGGUAUACUUGCAUUUCUUCCUGGUUUCUACGAGACUCGGAUCGCUUAUUACUCUUGGAAGGGUGCGCCAGGCUAUAGGUUUUCUUCCAUCCCGAGUUAGUCCUCCAAGCAUUUUAGGCUCGACUGUGGAUACUGGAUAUUGUUCUUAGCCAGUGAGUUACAACUUGUUCCACAGAUCCUUGUUUUGAGGAUGGCUAUUUUCUGCAAAAUGAAACUUUGUGUGUUGCUAUGCAAUUUCUAGUUGCAGCGAAA
Molecule: messenger RNA, 708 nt
Organism: Musa acuminata AAA Group (dessert banana)
Lineage: Eukaryota; Viridiplantae; Streptophyta; Magnoliopsida; Zingiberales; Musaceae
Exons: 3
Coding region: 206-556 (116 amino acids)
Cellular component (GO): endomembrane system
Source: RefSeq, a predicted model, not a curated record